UGUAUUUCUGUUCUUAAACUACCUGCCCCGCUAAUCAUUUUGUUUCUAGCCAUAUACGAUAUCCAACCGGGGCAAGACAGGCACAACUCUGACAGGACUGAAACAGGUUGUGUCGAGCCAUGGCAUUCAGUAAAGGUUAUCGUAUUUAUCACAAGCUGGAUCCACCUCCAUACAGUGUGAUUGUGGAGACCAGAAAUCGAGAAGAAUGUCUGAUGUUCGAGUCUGGAGCUGUUGCUGUACUGUCGGCGGCAGAGAAAGAGACCAUAAAAGCAUCGUACACCAAGAUGCUGGAUGCCUAUGGGAUCCUGGGAGUUCUGCGUCUGAACCUUGGUGAUUCUAUGCUGCACAGUCUGGUGGUCGUAACAGGCUGCAGCUCAGUGGGAAAAGUCCAGGAUUCAGAAGUUUUUCGGGUAACAGGCACAGACUUUGUCUCUCUGAAGAAUGACCCCACGGAUGAGGACCGGAUCGCUGAUGUCAGGAAAGUCUUAAACUCUGGGAACUUCUAUUUCGCCUGGUCCUCAACUGGAGUGAGUCUGGAUCUCAGCUUGAAUGCCCAUCGCAGAAUCAGAGAAGACACAUCCGACAAUCGCUUUUUCUGGAAUCAGUCCCUUCAUCUCCAUCUCAAGCAUUAUGGGGUGAACUGUGACGACUGGCUUCUGAGAUUGAUGUGUGGUGGCGUGGAGAUCCGCACCAUCUAUGCUGGGCACAAACAGGCCAAAGCUUGUGUGAUUUCUCGGCUCAGUUCGGAGAGAGCAGGCACACGUUUCAAUGUCCGAGGCACGAAUGAUGAUGGCCAGGUGGCCAAUUUUGUGGAGACUGAGCAGAUUAUUUUCCUUGAUGACAAAGUAUCCUCCUUCAUUCAGAUCCGAGGGUCAAUACCGCUAUUCUGGGAGCAGCCGGGAAUUCAGGUUGGAUCCCACCGCGUUAAGCUGUCCCGUGGUUUUGAAGCCAACGCGCCGGCUUUUGAAAGACAUUUCAGUGCUCUGAAAAGGCUGUAUGGCAAACAGUUGAUCAUCAAUCUUCUGGGAAUGAAGGAGGGUGAACACAUGCUCAGCAAAGCAUUCCAGAGUCACCUCAAAGCUUCAGAGCAUUCCAACGCUGUGAAAAUGUUGAACUUUGACUAUCAUCAGAUGGUUAAAGGAGGGAAGACUGAGAAGCUUCAGACUGUGCUGAAACCUCAGAUCAGCAAGUUUGUGGAGGAUUGUGAUUUCUUCUACUACUCAGGGGAAACCGGCAUUCAGAGAUGUCAAAGCGGAACCAUCCGUUCCAACUGUCUGGACUGCUUGGACCGAACAAACAGCGUCCAGGCCUUUAUUGCACUUGAGAUGCUUCCCAAACAGCUGGAAGCCAUGGGUUUGACAGAGAAACCUCAGCUGGUGGCUCGUUUUCAGGAGGUUUUCCGCUCCAUGUGGUCCACCAAUGGAGACUCCAUCAGCAAGAUCUACGCAGGCACUGGUGCUUUAGAUGGCAAGGCUAAGGGCGGAAAGCUAAAAGAUGGAGCUCGCUCGGUCACCAGAACCAUCCAGAACAACUUCUUUGACAGCUCUAAACAGGAAGCCAUUGACAUCCUGAGACUGGGCAGCACCCUUAACAGUGACCUGGCAGAUAAAGCACGAGCACUUCUCACGACAAGCAGCCUAUAUGUCUCUGAGCCAAUUUUACAGUCAGCCUCUCCAAGGGUGCUUCUAGGCAUGUGUCAGAACCACUUCAAAUACACUCGGCCCAAGAAGAUCCGAGUAUGUGUGGGAACGUGGAACGUAAAUGGAGGCAAACAGUUUCGCAGCAUUGCGUUUCGUAACCAUACGCUCAACGACUGGCUUCUGGAUGCUCCUAAGAAAGCCGGACACCCAGAAUUUCAGGAUGUCAAAAACAACCCUGUGGACAUCUUUGCUAUUGGUUUUGAGGAAAUGGUGGAGCUGAAUGCUGGUAAUAUAGUCAGCGCAAGCACCACAAACCAAAAGCUGUGGGCCGCAGAGCUGCAGAAGAACAUCUCCCGAGAUCAACGAUAUGUCCUGCUGGCCUCAGAACAGCUGGUCGGUGUGUGUCUUUUCGUCUUCAUUCGCCCUCAGCACGCACCCUUUAUCAGGGAUGUUGCUGUAGACACAGUGAAGACUGGAAUGGGCGGAGCCACUGGUAAUAAGGGAGGCGUGGCUAUUCGUAUGCUCUUCCACACUACCAGCAUCUGCUUCGUGUGUUCGCACUUUGCUGCCGGUCAAUCACAAGUCAAAGAGAGGAACGACGACUAUAAUGAGAUUGCACGCAAACUGUCCUUCCCCAUGGGUCGUCUUCUGUACUCUCAUGAUUAUGUAUUCUGGUGUGGAGACUUCAACUACCGAAUCAAUAUUCCCAAUGAAGAGGUGAAGGAGCUGAUCAGACAGCAGAACUGGGAUGCACUUAUUGGUGGAGAUCAACUGGUGGAGCAGAAGAAUGCAGGACAGGUCUUCAGAGGCUUUAUUGAAGGAAAGCUGGAUUUUGCGCCCACUUAUAAAUACGACCUUUUUUCUGAGGAUUACGACACUAGUGAGAAGUGCCGCACACCGGCCUGGACCGACCGUGUGCUGUGGAAAAGAAGAAAGUGGAACUUUGAUAAAACUGCGGAGGAGUUGGAGUUGAAUGUAGUAGGAGCUCCAGUGAAUGAGGAAGAACAGUAUCCAUGGAGCCCUGGAGACCUCAAGUAUUACGGCAGAGCUGAGCUGAAAACCUCUGAUCACAGACCUGUGGUGGCCAUCAUAGAUGUGGACAUACUUGAGGUGGAUCCCGAGGCUCGUCAUCAGGUGUAUAAGGAAGUGAUCGCCCUGCAGGGUCCUCCCGACGGCACCAUCCUAGUCUCUCUCUGCUCUUCUGGUCCCGAUGACUACUUUGAUGAUGCUUUAAUUGACGAUCUUUUGGACAAGUUUGCUAAUUUUGGCGAGGUUAUUCUUAUCAGGUUUGUUGAAGAGAAAAUGUGGGUGACAUUUUUGGAGGGAUACUCAGCUCUGGCCGCUCUGUCUUUGAGUGGGUCUACUGUGAAUGGAAAGACCAUAGACAUCCGCCUGAGGAGUCCUGGAUGGAUAAAGAGUCUUGAGGAGGAAAUGAGUGUGGAGAGAAUCUGUGGUAGUAUUCCAACAUCCACCAGCUCCACCCUGCUGGCAGAAAACUCUGACCUAGGAGAAGAGUAUGACAUGGAAGGUGAUGUGGACGAGGAGGUUGAGGAUAUUUUACCCCAGCACCUGCAGCCUGGAGCAGGCAUGGAUCUGAGUGCGUCUCCUGCCACAUCUCCACGCACCAGCCCAUGCCCUUCACCCACUCACGGAGAGCCAGCACCACCCAUCCGACCCAGCAGAGCGCCACCACGCACAGCCGGACCACCACAGGGAGGAUUAAGCCCAGCAUCCAUUAGAAGGGAACUGGCAGGUUCUCCAGUUGAUGGUCAGCCAGCAGGAGCUCCAUUCUCACAGGGACUAGAGCCAAAACGUCCCCCUCCGCCUCGCCCUAAUGCCCCGCCAGCCCGACCUGCACCUCCACAGCGCCCACCACCACCCUCAGGUGGCAGAAGUCCCACACCUGUUAGAAAAGAUUCAGCAGGCUUCGCUGAGCCUCUCAAUCUAGAGUUUGAUCUGACUGAUAAUGAAGGACAAAAAAGCCCUGCGUUAGCACGAGCAGAUGCAGCUGGUCGAGGUCAAGCCACCGGACCAGCUCCUGGAGGCAUCCCAAGGCCGAUCCCACCCCGAGCAGGAGUCAUCAGCGUCACGCCUCAGGCCAGACCUCCUCCUCCUGCUCAUCCCGGGGCCCCCAGACCCACAGCAGAGGUGCAUCCUGGAGCCCCUCGACCCUCACCAGAUAAUCAUCCCGGAGCUCCAAGACCCACUGCUGAACCCCAAAGCAAACCGUCUGAGCUGCCUCUGGGUCCACCCCUGACACUGCCAGGUCCCGUAAGGCCUCAGAUGACAUCACCCAUGCAGCCUCAGUCUGUGUCGCCCGUUCAGCCUCCAGUCCAACCCCAACUGCCCCCACCCAUACAAUCCCAGCUCCCUCCACCAAUGCAGCCCACCUUACCUGCUCCUCUGAUGCCUCAGCAGGCCCCUCAGACAUCAGCCGGAGCCGGAGCCGCUGCCGCCCCUCAGCCUGGACUGGCAUCUCCCAAACCUCCACCCCGCAGCCGUUCCUCUCAUGCACUGCCACCUGAAUCUGCUCCAGCUCCAACAACACAGGCCAAGAACAUGAAUGGAGUCCAAAGAGAAGCACAAUGGAACCUAGACCCCUUCGACAUGCUUAACCCUCAAUCCCUCUUCCAGAACACACCAUUCACCGCUUCCCUCUCUCGCUCCUCAUCCUCCUCUACAUCCACUCCAUCCCCUUCUUCCUCAUCCUCAACGUUACCCAGCAACCUUUCCCUGUUCUCAGCUCCGGACACCAGCAGCGCUUCGUGUCUCCUCGCUCCCCCCGCCCCAUCCCGCAGCAAAUCCCAAGAGACCCUCCGUUGCUCCCCUAAUCCAUUCCUCACAGACAUCCAACCAAGACCCAACAGCACCAACCCCUUCACCAGCGGGCUGCAGUCCUCCCCGCGCCGAUCGCUUACACCUGAUUUCUACACCCAAAUGCAAGCCUCUAAACCUGAUUUCAAUAGAGCUAUGUCUGCUGUAGGCCACAGUUCCACCCUUCCUCCAACGUUCUCCCGACAACAGUCCUUAGUUACUGCUACAGCUCCAGCCCCCAACAAACAAACGCAAAAGUGGGUCACCUUUGAUGAUGAUUUGGAUUUCCUUUCAAAAAGGGUUGGGACCGGCCCAUUAGCUUCACCUCUUCCUUUUCCACAAACCCAAAGCAGUUUCCCAAGCUCAGGCUUUGGCAUGGACAACAACUGGGCAUCGCUUCCCACCUCUGCAUUCCCAGCAAUCCCUCCGCCUGUACCAACCCGGACUAAUACCAGCAUCAAAAACGCCCAACUCCCUUCCAGAAAUGAUUUCACAGAGAGAUGAUAUAGAAUGGAUGUUAAAUAUGAAGGAAAUAUUAUUGCGUAUAUGUAUGGUUUGUAUAAAAGUGCAGAUAUAAUGACCUGUUCGUACAAAAAAAAAGGUAAUCUGGCUGUUUAUUUUAGCCCAAUGUGGGCAGGAAAUCAAGACUAAAUGCUCUUCAGAUUUGAAUAUGUUGUCAUUUGCAAACAUAUGCAUUGCAGCAUUUAGCAUAUUGCACAAGCUACAUAAUCAUUUGUAAAAAAUGUACAAAUGUUAAAUGAUAUAUCUCAUCACAACGUCGAUGUAAUCGUUUUAAUCACCCUCAUGUCGAAACACAAAAAUGAGAACUGUACUCUUUAUUUUGGACUUUCAUUAUACACUCAAAUCCAGUUCUAUAAUAUGUUCUUAAGAAGAAACAAAUAGACAUGAAAUGAGGGUGAUUAAAUAAUGAUUAUUCCUAAUUUUAUUCAUCAAAUAUCCCUUUAUUCUAUAACCCAAUACAUCCCAAGAGAAACAUGCUCUUAUCAUACGCACAGAUUUAAAAUGCCUGGCUGCGUCUGACCUGUUCUACACCAUCAUAUCUGUUCAAUGGGCUUCACGUGAGCUGUGGUACAUGCAUACAUAUUUUACUUUUGCCGUUAAUCUCAUUAUGAAUGUAUUCACCUGUUUCUGUUGCCUACAUUUAGGUUUAGAACGUGCGUCAUGUGCAGCAUUAACAGAUGCUUUGCUGCAAACUCAAAUCGAGGGUCUUAACUUCUCUCGGUGUUCAUGCUAUGCUAAAGACCCCGUGUCCCAGCCUCAGCACAUCCUGUAGCUAUAUAUCGUUGUCAGAAUAUAUCUUCAACACAUAUUCAUAGUGAUUCUAUGUCUUCCUAGUGAGGAAAAAAAAUGUAAAGUGAUUCUGGAUUGUGUUUAUAUUUGCAGCAUAUACAGUACAUGCCAUAUCUAAAGUGCACUGAAAAGCUCCGUCUGUCUUCUAGGCUGUAUUUGUUUCGCGCGGCGGCUCCUCUAAUUCAUCGACACUGUAUAUACAUGUCCUUUCAGUUUACCCAAAGCUCACCACAGAACUGCUGUAUUUAUCAAACGUGUUGUGCGCGUGAUUGAAUUGGUAAGUUCCUCCUUCAGGAUGUCGGUCAUGCUUUCUUUUGUGCAAUGUGUACCUAAUCGCUCAAUGAAAUUGUAUUUUUUAAGUUGAACAGGUUGUUGAUAAUCUAUUUAUUGUCGUGUGUGGAGGAAUACUGUGCUGUAUUUUGGAGUGCGUCGUCUGUUUUUGUGUACUUUAGCUGUUUUGCGCGAAUGCGCUUGCGUGUUUGGAUGGUAAUGUUGAGGGUUUCUGGUGUCUUUGUUACAUGUCUGCUGACCCCAGUGUCAUUAUUGCAUUACAUCUUCGUUGUUUUAGCGAUGCAGAUUUAUUAUGGUAUCAACUAUGGUUCAUUAUUGACAGUAAGGUGGUCUGUUAAAUUAAUAUUCCGUCAUGUUUACUCACACUCAUGCUGUCCCAAACUGGAACCAAAUCUUCAAAACACAAUUGAAAUGGACAUUUCUGUCCUUACAUUGAAAGUCUUCUCAUUCAGAACUCUUAAAGGGAUCAAAUCAACUAAUAAAUAUUUAUAAUUUAUAGCUAUUUUCAAAGUGUUUUAUGGGAUGAAAAGAUUUGAUUAGUCUUUCAUUCACAUACAAACACAGAUCAGCAAACCAUGUUCAACAGCAUUUCACUUUGGCAUGCUUGCUUGACGCAUGAGAACCAAGCAGGUUUGUUUUUGCUCGUCACAUGGCAAGCUGAGCUUCUGUAAGAAACCAGUCAGUUUUAUUCUAAAGUAUCAGUGCUUGCAUUUCUGUUUAUGGUUGCAAAUUAGUGUUUAUAUAUGAAUAAAAGCUUAAAUGAAAUCUGCCCAACCACAUUUAUGUAUUUUUAGAUCUCUUCAUGAAUAAUUUAAAGUAAGUUUUGGAUGAACUAACUUUUAAUACAGGGUUAGAAUUGCUUAGAAAUGUCUUCAUUUUGGUUCUGAAGAUAAAAAUUUUGGUUUGGAUGUCAUGAAGGUGAGUAACUGAAAACAAAUUGUAAUUUUUGAGUGAACUAACCCUUAAAAAGAUUAUGAAUGGUGUAAUAUGUAUGUUAAUAAUGCUUUGUUGAUAAAAGUAAGAUAUUUUGGCGAAUUUCAAAUGUGUUUGAGCUCCCAGAUGUGUUCAGUUUGUAUAGCAUUCCAGACGGUGUACUGAUGCAUUAUGGGUGAGUGAUCUGAUUUUAUGUGUGCAGUCAUUUUUAUUAAUGUUAUGCAGGUUUUUAAUGUCCCUCAAGGGCGUCAUGAAACCAUUCCUGGUUAUAGUGUAAAGGUGUUUCAGGAAACAGUAUUUUAUUUGUGCUUCUGUUCCUUGUUUACAUUUUAGGUACAAAUUUAACAUCUGCGUGGCUUUUCAUAUGUUCGCCUGGGACGUGUUGAGCGACGCAUUUUGGCUUUGAGCAUUACAGAUUUAUUUAUGUAAAGCACUGAAAGUUUUUGGUUGAACAAGGGGUCAGAGGAAUGCCAGCCAGCAGGAAUUAUUGCAAAGAUUUAUAUUUGAAUUAAUGCAUGAGAAACCAUUUCAAAAUGCAUUCCAAAGCAUUAACUGUGAACAUCUCCAGAAUACAGACUAGUAUCAGGUUGUGGAUAAUAUUAUUUAUUUUUUCUUUAAUGACUGAUAAACGCAAUGUAACCACUUAGCAUUCAAAAGCAUUUGUUCUGUAUGUAAUCAAAGCAUUAAUCCGGACAUUGUCUGCAACAGUCAUUAAUGAGAAGCAAGGUUUUCUAGAAAUAAUCGACUCCUUUUGCGAAGUUAACGUUCCUUUGUAGCUUUUAGCCCAGUAGUGAACAGAAGUCUGUGGUAUUAACCUUAUAUGUAUGUAAAGACAAACCACAAAACUACAACUCGAAUAUUGGAUCUGUAAUUGAAGUGCAUACCAAAAGUGCACAUUUAUGUAUGGAGCAAUUGAUGUUGUAUGUAUGCAAUAAUAAAUGUAAUUCAACAUGAAA
Messenger RNA from Danio rerio (zebrafish), 7945 nucleotides. The record is from RefSeq and is a predicted model, not a curated record. Lineage: Eukaryota; Metazoa; Chordata; Actinopteri; Cypriniformes; Danionidae.